CGUUAGAUUCUGUUUUCUAAUCCCAAGAAAAAGCAUCAGAUUCCUUCUUUGUCAUGAUGCGACCGUGGAAAUUGGCGUCUAGCAGUUCCACAGCUUUAUCCAACGGCUGAGAGAGCGUUAAAAGUUAAAACUCUCUUUGGGCUCACAGGUAGAUUAUGGAGCCACAAUAUUGAGUGGUUUGCUUAGAAACAAUCUAAAAAUGAUUGCGGAUUAAAUCUGACAUUUUACUCAACCUCUAAUAUUUCACCAACGCGCACAUACAAAAAAAAAAGCACUUAAUUAAGACUCCACACACAUACCUACAAGUUAAAAAUUGAUGACAAACCAAAGUUAUAAAUUAUCAUAAUUUUACCCUCUAAUAUAACUUUCUUCCGAUCGAGCUGUUUCAAGAAUGGCAUAUCUCGAAAGAGCAUCUCCAGCGCUGAAAGAAACACUCCUCAAGAUAUACCGUGCUGAAAAACCUAUUGAGGUCGAUCAACAUUUCCACGAGUUUGGUUCGAUUCAAUAUCACAUCAAGUACUCGGUUUCGGAUCCAAGUAUUGUCCACGUAUCGACGUCGACGUUGCUUGAGACACAAGGAGCGGUGACAUUGAAGGAGAUUUCAAGUCAGACUUAUGAGGUGAUUAAGAAUAUUGCAGUUGGUGUGAUUGAUAUUGUUGAUCCACCAAGAUUAGGGUUUCAAUUGACCAUUGGUAUUCACCUUGAUAAUAUACCACGUGGAAAAGAAGCGAUUAAAAUCAUUACAAAGAUUUCUGAAAUACAAGCGAUAAUAUUGAGUAACCAACUAAAAGAGAUGCUGAGACAUUUGAAUUUUCAAGAUGAUUCACGACCGAUCAAUAACAACAACAACAACAACAGGCCCAUCAAGAUUGUUUAUCACCCAAGUGAACCUUUUUACGUCUUUAAACAGAUGAAGAAAAUCACGGCCGUGUUUCCGAUGAAUUUUAAAGACAAUUCGGAUGUGGUCAUUGCCACGUCAUUCUUCCAGGAACUAGUGGAAGUGGGAAGCCAAAAGGAAAUGGGAAAAGCCCCACAAUGUAGUUGGUCACCAAUUCCUCCUCUCCAACUUAGAGGAGAACCGGUUCAAGACUUAACCACCAAUUCUGGCUUUGUAUCUUUUGAUAUUACUUCACGGCACGUUGAAGGAAAGAGACUAGACAAAACGGUUUGGAACUUACUAAAUUUCUACGCAUACGUUAAAUACCAUAUCAAGUGUUCGAGAGGGUACAUACAGAGAAGGAUGAGAAAAAGAAUGGACAGUUUGGUUAAGCUGCUAAAUAACACAAACCUAGAAGAAGAAGCUGCUCAAAAUGAAAACGGAAGAUGCAAAUACGUAAAGGAGUUUGUGAAGGUACCAAAAGGCAAAAUGAUGAUGAAACAAAGAUGCAAGGAGAUGACAAGGAGAGUGAAGAUAAGUAAGUUCCGGAUCAAAAUUAACGGCUGUGCUCGGCUUCGAUUUAAUCAACGGUGGAUAUCUUUCCCCAAAUUCUCUUCGAAACCCUCAAAUAAAUCAUACACAAAAUUGGACUAAGUAACCUCUUAACUUGGAAAGUCUCAAGGAGGCUAGGUUUUUUUUUUCUUUUUUGUCGACAUGUCUUAAUAUUGAAUUUGGGGAGCAAUAUUAUUCGUUGAUAAAUGUCUCACGUGUGACAAAAAAAAAAUGUUAUCUGACGAUAAUAUUAAACAGCUUAUGGAUAUUUAUAAUUUGGUACACCAAAAAUAAACCUAAUCAAAAGUUGGCAUUGAAUGCGCAGCAUGUUACGUAA
Molecule: messenger RNA, 1766 nt
Organism: Arabidopsis lyrata subsp. lyrata
Lineage: Eukaryota; Viridiplantae; Streptophyta; Magnoliopsida; Brassicales; Brassicaceae
Product: actin-related protein 2/3 complex subunit 2B
Exons: 10
Coding region: 392-1531 (379 amino acids)
Biological process (GO): actin filament polymerization; Arp2/3 complex-mediated actin nucleation
Cellular component (GO): Arp2/3 protein complex; actin cytoskeleton
Molecular function (GO): structural constituent of cytoskeleton; actin filament binding
Source: RefSeq, a predicted model, not a curated record